AUGGACACAGCUGCGAUGGUGACUCUUCUGGCUCUGGUUGUGGCGAUGGCUGGCGUCAGUCAGGCUCUUCACAUCCAAGGCAGUCUGGACAAAGAUGACCUCCUGCUAGGCUCAGAGGAGAACAUGGCCGACCACCUGCUGGGGCUGGAAAGUGAAAACACAGAUGACGGCAUUGAUGAUCGUCUGCUGACCGCAGUGCUGAGAGCUCUGCUGCUGGGAUCUCAUAGGGAAACCAGGAACUCUGUCCUCCAUCAGCCACAGAGGUUUGGCCGCGGCUCCAGAGGGCAGGUGGUGUCGGAAGAUCAGAUUCAGUCCCGUGACUGGGAGGGGGCCCCAGGUCAGAUCUGGAGUAUGGCCGUGCCCCAGAGAUUCGGCAAGAAAUAA
This is a messenger RNA of Anoplopoma fimbria (sablefish), 384 nucleotides long. It is a transcript of the gene npffl, whose product is annotated as neuropeptide FF-amide peptide precursor like. Bases 1 to 384 code for a protein of 127 amino acids. Gene Ontology annotation, molecular function: neuropeptide hormone activity. The record is from RefSeq and is a predicted model, not a curated record. The transcript is spliced from 3 exons. NCBI's taxonomy places the organism in Eukaryota, Metazoa, Chordata, Actinopteri, Perciformes, Anoplopomatidae.